AUGAUAAUAUUUAUUAGUAGACCAGUAUAUAAACACAGUAAAACUUCAGCUUUCCUCAAAUUCUGUUCUAAAAAACAAUCAAGUGACUUCGCUAAACUAAAACAUUUAUUGAAAGCUGCUAAACAAGUGGUGGUAUUAACUGGUGCCGGGAUUAGUGCUGAAUCUGGAGUCCCAACGUUUCGAGGACCUGGUGGAUUGUGGAGGAAACUUGACGCAACUCUUCUUGCUAACCCUUCAGCUUUUAGAGAAGAUCCAGGUCUCGUUUGGGAGUUCUAUCAUUAUAGACGGGAGUUGGUUUUGAAGGCGAAACCAAAUGCGGGGCACAUAGCCAUAGCAAGUUACGAAGCAAGACACGUAUCAGAUAAGAAGGUGACCGUAAUAACGCAGAACGUGGAUGGUUUACAUGCGAGAGCAGGCACUAAGAAUAUUAUAGAACUGCAUGGCAAUCUGUUCAAGACACGAUGCACUAAAUGUAAUGAGGUGCUGGUGAACACUGAUAGUCCGAUAUGUGCGGCACUAGCGGGCACCGGCUCUCCAAACUCCGACAAACUUAUUUCCGACAUAAAAGAAAAGGAUCUGCCUCAUUGUACGAAACCUGACUGUGGUGGCUUGCUGAGACCACACAUUGUCUGGUUUGGAGAAUUCUUGGAUCCGAAAACUUUGGAAAAAACUGAUAUAGCAAUAUCACAGUGUAACGUGUGCCUAGUUGUUGGAACAUCGUCUAUCGUGUAUCCUGCUGCCGCUUUUCCAACUGUCAUGUCUGCCUCCGGGUCCAUAGUAGCGGAGUUCAACAUUGAGCCUAGCCCGGGCACGCCGAAAUUCGACUUUUACUUCCAAGGACCUUCAGCAACGACUUUACCGCAAGCUUUGAGCGAUUAAAACUCAUAUUUACUACAA
Messenger RNA from Helicoverpa zea (corn earworm), 897 nucleotides. RefSeq names its product NAD-dependent protein deacylase sirtuin-5, mitochondrial-like. Gene Ontology annotation, molecular function: protein-malonyllysine demalonylase activity; protein-succinyllysine desuccinylase activity; NAD+ binding. The record is from RefSeq and is a predicted model, not a curated record. Lineage: Eukaryota; Metazoa; Arthropoda; Insecta; Lepidoptera; Noctuidae. The coding region runs from base 1 to 879 and encodes 292 amino acids. The transcript has 4 exons.